AUGCCUGUCGCGGCCCCUCCGCCCGCUCAUCUCGGCGGCCCAUCAGAAGCAUUUGAACAAAUUCGCGCAGAGAACCGUGCAGUGGGACGUCUUUUCUGUGAUGCUACCUUCCCAGCCGACGAAUCCAGUCUCUAUUAUAGUCGUCGACCCCCUUGCAAUAUUGUUUGGAUGCGACCACCAGAAAUAGUAUCCGCAAUGUGCCGCACUGAUGUGUUGGGCAUUGCUCCACGAAAAAUAAACUACCCCGAAUUUAUUUCCGAUGGAGCAAUUCGAUUAGGUGACCUGCGACAAGGCGAACUUGGUACGUUUUUGCACUGUGUGCUUGCAUUGGUCAAUCUUUGA
Molecule: messenger RNA, 342 nt
Organism: Dibothriocephalus latus
Lineage: Eukaryota; Metazoa; Platyhelminthes; Cestoda; Diphyllobothriidea; Diphyllobothriidae
Source: the annotation of a GenBank genome assembly